AUGAAUUUUCUUUUUUCAAAUGAUGAUGAUGAUGGAAACUUCGAUUCAUUUAUCACACAGAAUUUAAAACCUGAACCUCCUAAAGAAGAACCUUCUAGCAAAAAAUUAUAGACUUCAUACAAACCUAUUGAAAUCAAGAGCUAAUUUCAAUUCAUUUCUACUCCAAAAUUAAAACCUAAUUAAGGUCAAACUAAAACAUCUCUCUGGAAUAUUAUGUUGCAACAUUUAAACUAUAAUAAUAAAGUUUACAAUUUUCAACAAGAAAGAUCAAAACUCCCUUAUCCUUUGAACUCAUUUUUUCUGUCCAAAAUUUAAGAAUAUAGAAAUAAAAAAAUUGAAGCAAUAAUCUGUGAAAUACAUGAGAUUGAAGAAUUUGGAGAUACGACUGAAAUAACUUUGAAAGAUCAAAGUGGUUCAUGUAAAGCUUCAAUCAUUUCUGAUAUAUUCACUGAUGAACUAGAAGAUCUUAAACCCUAAAUUCAUAGUCCCGUCAAAAAAAUUCAAAAAAAAGAGGAUAUCUUGGUUUACCUUGAAAAUGUAACAGUCUUCUCUCCAAACGAAUUCUAGAUUACUAUUAUUAUAAAUAGAGCCAACUUAAAAUUAGCUAUUUUCUGA
Messenger RNA from Paramecium sonneborni, 615 nucleotides. NCBI's taxonomy places the organism in Eukaryota, Ciliophora, Oligohymenophorea, Peniculida, Parameciidae. The record is from the annotation of a GenBank genome assembly.